GUAGCUACUAAGUGGGGCACUACAUUGCAAUUGAAGUUUUCGAAGAAGAAAAAAAAGUCGAGAGCUAGUGCUUCAAUUGGACAUCAGCCUACAAAUACACCCAAAAAUAAUAUAAAGGAAACGUGCAUUUCACAAUGGCAGGUCCAACUUCAAAAAAGCGAAACCACCAGGAUUCAAAUACCAAAUACAAAUCUCAGAGACCGAAUAAGAAGCAAAGAAAGGUCCUCAAGUAUCACAGCGAUUCGGAAGAAGAGGGCGCCAACGCCGAGUUCCGACCCGUAAACCUCCUCGAUUCGGACAAUGAAGACUUCGAGGAUGUCGCCGUAGAUGACAUCCCAUCCGGCUCAGACUCGGACUCGAAGUUAGGCUCGGAUUCAGACUCAGAUAACGAUGCGGUGCUCAAAUCCAAGUCUCUCGCGAAACAACGGAAUAAACUAGCAAAGAACCUCCCUAGAGAUGAAGCUCGCGACAAGAGUCCCGAAGCCGAAUUAGAAGAUGACGACGACGACGACGAGAAUGACGAGAACGAAGAUGAAGUAGAAGAAGAGGGUUUGGACGGAGACGACGAUUCGAGGCCUCAAUUCAAAAAAUCAAAAUCAAAACGCAAUGAUCCCGAUGCCUUCGCGACAUCCAUGUCCAAGAUCCUAUCUACAAAGCUAUCUACCACAAGACGUGCGGAUCCGGUCCUUUCGCGCAGCGCCGAGGCCCACCAAGCGGCCAAGGACGCUGUCGACAAUGCGCUAGAGGCCAAGGCACGGCGGCAUCUACGGGAACAGAAGAGAUUGGCGCAGGAGAAGGGGCGCGUAAAGGACGUACUAGUCGGCGCUGUCGACGAGGAGGGCCGACCCGAGACUUCCACCCAGGAGAUCCAGCAGACGGAGAAGCGCUUGAAGAAGGUGGCGCACCGCGGCGUUGUCAUGUUAUUCCGCGCCGUCAGGGAGGCGCAGGAGCGGGCCGCCGAAGCCGAGAGGGAUACGCGGAAGGAUGGCAUCGUGGGAGUUCAGAGGCGCCAGGAGAAGGUUAACGAGAUGAGCCGGCAAGGCUUCCUAGAUUUGAUCGCCGGAGGUGGCGGGAAGUUGAAGAAGGAUGCGCUGGAAGAAGCCUAAGCUUUGCUCGAUACGCGCGUAUCCGGAUUUGGAAUGGCAUUUUAUAGGAUGAUACCAAAAGUACUUUAUGAACAUGACCUCGUUAAGAGUUGGGCUUUGUCCUAUCUCCAAGCCGGUUAUAGCUAUCCUGCUGCGAGUAUAGUACAUCGUA
Molecule: messenger RNA, 1257 nt
Organism: Daldinia decipiens
Lineage: Eukaryota; Fungi; Ascomycota; Sordariomycetes; Xylariales; Hypoxylaceae
Product: Rrp15p-domain-containing protein
Exons: 1
Coding region: 135-1106 (323 amino acids)
Biological process (GO): maturation of 5.8S rRNA; maturation of LSU-rRNA
Cellular component (GO): preribosome, large subunit precursor
Source: RefSeq, a predicted model, not a curated record